Messenger RNA from Spirodela intermedia, 1885 nucleotides. The record is from the annotation of a GenBank genome assembly. NCBI's taxonomy places the organism in Eukaryota, Viridiplantae, Streptophyta, Magnoliopsida, Alismatales, Araceae.
AUGACUGCAGCUGCGGGUGCUCUUCUCCGGUCUAGGGUUCCCUGUCGAAGCCUCUCAUUGACUCUGCAAUCCUGUAGGAGGGCGCUGGGGGGUGAAGGUUCUUCGGCAUCUCCGACAUCAAGAUCAUUCUUGCAAAUUUCGUCACAGAAGAGGCGUAUUUCUUGCAAUUCCAGGUGGAUGCCAAUAGCCGCCGCUAUCCACUUUUUUUCUUCCCUCUCUAUUCUUCUUAUUAUAUUGGAUUUCGUUGUUUUGUUAAUGCGGGAAACGGUGGUUUGAUCAGAUUACCUGUCGAGUUGAGCUGUCUGGAGUCGAUGAUGCCGCUGCACAGUGCGAUAGCUUCUGCUCGUCUCAGGUCGAUCCUCUCUGCGGAGUCUCAGAGCUGGGGUAUGAUUCCACAAGGUAUAGGCUUUGUAGAUUUCUAGGCCCAGCAGUAAUGUUGCUCAUACAGAGUACGACUGCCUCGUGCACUCUGUCGCUGCCACUUUUUACUUCAGUUUUUUUUUGGCUAGUAGACUUGUCAUAUUUUUUUGGUUAUGGGGCUCAAUCAUUUUGCACUUUUCUGUUUUGUUGUUGACCAAGGAAAAUGAUGUUGUCGUGGAUUUUUUUUGUCAAUCGGACGAUAAACCAUUUGAGUUAGGUUCUGGGGCUGUUGUGGAUGCAGUUUGGAUGGCAACAUUCAAACGGAAUUUCUCAGAUGAGCAGAAAAGUAGAGCGUUGCUGAGAUCAGGGGGUUUGACAGCGUGAGGGAAACGACGAACAAUCGAAGAUGGAAGAAACAACAUAGGAUUUGUGAUAGACUCAUAUCAUUCACACCAUAUGAAUUCCACAAAACAUUGACAUCCAUGUAAUGAAUUUAUAUGAAUGGCCAUCUGAGGCGACAGGAACUAGUAGUAGCCUAACAGAAUUCAUACAAGUACUGCAUUGGCAAUCUCUUAUCUUUCUCACAACAAUCUUUCUUAUUGACUCAAGCUUUAAUGAAUUUCAAUAAAUGAUUUUAGUUUAAAUUUUAAACUCGUCUCGCGCGCUAAAAAAAGCGUGGUAAAAAUCAAUGCUUUUAUGCUUUUAGUUUUUCCUGAAUUCAUGAAUCGUCACACUUUGUCGUUAAAAUUCAAUCGUGCUAUGAGGAUGGUUAUCUUUUUCUUGAUAUUCCUAUUUGUUUAUUCAAGUGACACCACUGCAGAAAAAACUAGUAGUUUUCCUGGUCAAGUUUAUUUUAAGUGACUGAAAUCCAUUCAUCAAGAUCAGACUGGUUGUACCAGAUAAUGACCGGUUUUUCUUAGUUCAGGCUGUUUCUGACUAUCAUUGGCCCAAUUAUGUGAUAAACAAGUUUCAAUUUUCGGGUUCAUCUCACGAGAUCACCUCCUUUACUUUUAUUACUUGAUUUCUUGGCAUAGUUCACUUGCCAUUCCUCUGAAAAAAUCACUUCAAAAAGCCUUAUAAUUUUUUUUUUAAUAUGACCGUCAUAAGUUGAAUGCUAGGAUCUGUUAUUUAAGAAUUCGAAAGGUUUGUGAUUCUGUUCUUCAAUAUUCCAAGUCUAUGUAAAAGUUUAUAAAAGAAGCAGGGGUGAAUCUCUGGCGGGAACUGCUACAAUAUUUGACGCAAUGCUAUGCUUUUGACUAAUAUGUUUCCUAAGUCUAUCAUCUUAUUUGCAACUUGAGGUUUAAGUGAUGCUUUUAGUUUAAAUUUUUAAAAACCUAGAUAAUGAUUCAAAGAUUAGGUGUUUUUUCCUCAGAAUUAAAGUUAGUAUUCAAUAUCAUAUAAGCGAAUCUAUAUCGGUUUUUUUGUUUUCAACCAGUCUCCAAGCAACCUAUGAGAAGUGUAGGUAUGGGCAGAAUAGAAUGGACUGCCUUUGGUGAAUUCCUUGAGGGAUCUAAUAAUCCGGUGA